Messenger RNA from Trichosurus vulpecula (common brushtail), 840 nucleotides. RefSeq names its product calcium voltage-gated channel auxiliary subunit gamma 7 (gene CACNG7). The transcript is spliced from 5 exons. The record is from RefSeq and is a predicted model, not a curated record. Gene Ontology annotation, molecular function: channel regulator activity; voltage-gated calcium channel activity. Gene Ontology annotation, cellular component: postsynaptic density membrane; AMPA glutamate receptor complex. The coding region runs from base 13 to 840 and encodes 275 amino acids. NCBI's taxonomy places the organism in Eukaryota, Metazoa, Chordata, Mammalia, Diprotodontia, Phalangeridae. Gene Ontology annotation, biological process: transmission of nerve impulse; postsynaptic neurotransmitter receptor diffusion trapping; neurotransmitter receptor internalization.
GCCGCCGCCGCCAUGAGCUCGUGCAGCAGCCGCGCGCUGACCUUGCUGAGCAGCGUGUUCGGCGCCUGCGGCCUCCUCCUGGUUGGCAUCGCGGUCAGCACCGACUACUGGCUCUACAUGGAGGAGGGCACGGUGUUACCCCAGAACCAGAGCACCGAGGUCAAGAUGGCGCUGCACGCCGGCCUCUGGAGGGUCUGCUUCUUCGCAGGCCGGGAGAAGGGUCGCUGUGUGGCCUCGGAAUAUUUCCUUGAGCCCGAGAUUAACCUGGUGACCGAGAACACCGAGAACAUCCUGAAGACUGUCCGCACCGCUACCCCCUUCCCCAUGGUGAGCCUUUUCCUGGUCUUCACGGCCUUCGUCAUCAGCAACAUUGGCCACAUCCGCCCUCAGAGGACCAUCCUAGCUUUCGUUUCCGGCAUCUUUUUCAUUCUUUCAGGCCUCUCCCUCGUUGUGGGCCUAGUCCUCUAUAUCUCCAGCAUUAAUGAUGAGGUGAUGAAUCGGCCCAGCGGCUCCGAGCAGUACUUUCACUAUCGCUAUGGCUGGUCCUUCGCCUUUGCGGCCUCCUCCUUCCUGCUUAAAGAGGGAGCUGGCGUGAUGUCCGUCUAUCUGUUCACCAAACGCUAUGCGGAGGAAGAGAUGUACCGGCCCCACCCAGCCUUCUACCGGCCCAGGCUCAGCGACUGCUCCGACUACUCGGGUCAGUUCCUCCAGCCCGAGGCCUGGCGCCGAGGCCGCAGCCCCUCGGACAUCUCCAGCGACGUUUCCAUUCAGAUGACACAGAACUAUCCUCCUGCCAUCAAGUACCCGGACCACAUGCACAUCUCCACCUCGCCUUGCUGA